GGAGGGGAGGCUGCAGAGCGAGGGCAGGAGGUGGGUGCGGCGCGGCCGGGGACGCGGGGCUCAGAGACAGCCGGACUACUUUCCAGCACCCUAGCCUCCUGCCAUGUCAGACCCCAUCACACUGAACGUCGGGGGGAAGCUCUACACGACCUCACUGGCAACCUUGACCAGCUUCCCUGACUCCAUGCUGGGCGCCAUGUUCAGUGGGAAGAUGCCCACCAAGAGGGACAGCCAGGGUAACUGCUUCAUCGACCGUGAUGGCAAAGUGUUCCGCUACAUCCUCAACUUCCUGCGGACCUCCCACUUGGACUUGCCGGAGGACUUCCAGGAGAUGGGCCUGCUCCGAAGGGAGGCUGACUUCUACCAGGUGCAGCCCCUGAUUGCAGCACUGCAGGAGAAGGAGGUGGAGCUCUCCAAGGCUGAGAAGAAUGCCAUGCUCAACAUUACGCUGAACCAGCGUGUACAGACAGUCCACUUCACCGUGCGGGAGGCACCUCAGAUCUACAGCCUCUCCUCCUCCAGCAUGGAGGUCUUCAACGCCAACAUCUUCAGUACGUCUUGCCUCUUCCUCAAGCUCCUGGGCUCCAAGCUCUUCUACUGCUCCAAUGGCCAUCUCUCCUCCAUCACCAGCCACCUGCAGGACCCCAACCACCUGACUCUGGACUGGGUGGCCAAUGUGGAGGGCCUGCCAGAGGAGGAGUACACCAAGCAGAACCUCAAGAGGCUCUGGGUGGUGCCAGCCAACAAGCAGAUCAACAGCUUCCAGGUCUUUGUGGAAGAGGUGCUGAAAAUCGCUCUGAGUGACGGCUUCUGCAUUGAUUCUUCUCACCCACACGCUGUGGAUUUUAUGAACAAUAAGAUUAUUCGAUUAAUACGGUACAGGUAAAAGGACCCCAGCAGCACUGGAGGAGGGUGCUCCCAAGAAGCUCCACAUCAGCCAAGAUCUUGGAGAGUGCCUCGCCAGUGGUGGGAGGCAGGGCGCUACACUAAUCUGUAUUAAUCGGGUAGCAGGACUUGAUUCCCCCCACAAUGCAGUCUCCCUAUAGGAAUCCAUGUGUCCUCUCAGCGGAGCCACCUUCUUCCUUGCCACUUUGAGCUAGAGAUGGGCUGUUUGUCGCUGUUUGUCAUGACAAGCAAAGUGUCUGCCGGUGUGUCCGAAAGGCCACAGGAGGGCUUGCUGGCUACAGAGGAAUGGCGGGUUCUUCAUAGGCACCAGCCCUCUUUGUACCACUAGGCAGUGCCUCCCGAGAAAGGAGGCCCCCUUCAGUUCCCCAGGACAUAAAGUCACCAGAGAGUCCCACCUCGCCUGCUCCUCUGUCCCGAGGAUGUGCCCGGAACCUUGGACUUGUUCGCCCAGGGGCAGCCAUGUUUGGCCGGCUUGGAUGUACAGUAGGAUUUCAGAGCUGCGUUUUUGGCCCCUGCUGUGGCGGGGAGAGAUUUGAGCUGUGGCAUGGCCUAGAGGGGUGAGUGUCCAGGCAGGGUUCAGAAGAUGGCGAUAUCCCUCUUAACUGGGCCAAAUGUAGACAUUUGGGGAUUUCUCACUUCAGAAAUGAGCCGCUGUCCCUGUGAAGAUUUUGAAGUAUCUGGAGCCAGUGCAAUGAAAGGCAUUUCAUAAUGUGGACUGCUAUGUGACUUUUGUAUUCCUUUCCCACAAGAAUUUGAAGUAUCAUCGAAACAGGUCAUUUUAAAUAAUAUUGUGGACUCUCAGGGUUGGAAAAUAAUCCAAUGGUCGCAUCGUCCGCCCCGGCCCGCAGCACACCCCAGCCCAUUUGGGGCUGAGUGCCUCCCCCCAGCACCUUCCAGUGAUCACAUAUCCCUGCUUGCAUACUUGCAGCAACGGGAAGUUCAUCAUGCCCGGGGCAGUCCCUGCCAUGGUUGGCCAGUGCUGGCUGUUAAAAAGCCCUUCUUACAUUGAACCAAAAUCUAUCCUUUGACUCCCAUUUUCUAGUCUUGGUUCUAGACCCUCCUUCUCACCCAAAUGUGUAUUUUCUCUUUCAAAAUAGUCACCCUUAUUAAGAAGCCAGACACUUAUCUUAACAAUAUUAUUACUUGGCAUCAGAAUUCCCCCUGGGAUUUGUCUUCAGAACCAAGGUCAGCCCCUGGCCAUCCCUUGUAAGUCAGCCCCAUUUUGUGAUAGUUUUGUUUGUCACCCCCAUUCCACCCACCUUCUCACCAGCCAUGGCUCCGCAUAGCUUUUGACCACCUCCUGUUGGAGGAUGAAGAUUUACCACCCCAGAAAAGUGUUGCCAGAGAAAGGAGACCAGGGGCUCACAGGGCACUGUGUAGCAAGGAGCCCAGGAGUGGGCUGAAACAUAGCCCUGCUCUAGGAGGAAGUGUCCAGCCCCUACAACACUGCUCUGUAAGAAGUAGCCUUCCCCUGUGGUACUGUUUCUGGUCAUAACCAGCCCGUGGACCUUGUUGGGGGAAGGUCUAGGGCAAGACACACCAAGCCACCACUCCCCAGGAGGUGAUGAACAGUGCAGGCCUCAAAACUGCCCAUUAUGAUUCAUCCCUGGAGUGUGGCCUUAGAAGUCCCACAAUCUUCCCCAUUGGGCAGGGGCCCUCAGACAAAACCAGGGAAGCCUAGUCACACAGUCCCCCACGGGAGAUGGGCUGAGGAAGUGGCUUCCCGUAGUUACAUCCUGGGACUAGGGAGCCAGUAUGGUGGGCCAUGGGCAAGGCCAUCUCUGUUAGGGAAUAAAGGUCUUUUCCCCCUACAGUGGGACCCAGGAGCCUCUGACAGCUGCCUCAGGCCACUAGGCCAAUGGUACUCGAGAAAGUCACUCAGGAGAACCUGGGUCAGAACAGACAGCAGAAGCUAUGACCACAACAAAACAGUUUAAGGAAGAAAUCUUGUAAAUCACCGCUUGCCCUUUCUUCCUCCAUAAAAAGUCCCUCUCUCCAUCUUUUCGGUGCUUCUUAAUUCACGCAGCUUGACGUUAUAGAAAGUAAAGGAUCUGUGAAGCCACUAAUGUGCUGUGUGACUUUGUGCAAGUCAUUCACCGCACUGAGCCACCUCCAUUUCUUUGUCUGUGAAAUGGGCAUAACAGUAAUACGUUACCCUACCUACCUCACAGGGCUGUUGUGAGGAUCAAACGAAAUAAUGUAUGUGAGAAUACAUUCU
Molecule: messenger RNA, 3124 nt
Organism: Zalophus californianus (California sea lion)
Lineage: Eukaryota; Metazoa; Chordata; Mammalia; Carnivora; Otariidae
Gene: KCTD21
Product: potassium channel tetramerization domain containing 21
Exons: 2
Coding region: 104-886 (260 amino acids)
Biological process (GO): protein homooligomerization; ubiquitin-dependent protein catabolic process
Molecular function (GO): histone deacetylase binding; cullin family protein binding
Source: RefSeq, a predicted model, not a curated record